GAUCCAAGAUACGGCCGACAAGCUCAAGGCCAUCUUGCAGCACGGUGUCCAGCGCGGCGUGCAGAUGCGCGCGAGUGGGCAACACAGCGCAGGGGAAACCUUGCUGAUUCUCAACCAAAGUCACCAAGAGGUGGCCAACGUCGAGGAGGUUGCGCCCUUGGGCCACAUCACCUCAGAAGCCUCUGGGGUGGAGAACAGCACUGGCAGCAAGGUUUGUGUGGUGCAGAAGAAUACGCAGGGGCAUGUCAUCACAAGGUCCUUCCAGCCCCAGCUGCAAGCCGCCGAGCGGGCGCUGCUGCACCUGAUCAUCACGGGUCACGGUUGGGCGGCAACCAGUGAGUCCUGCGGGGAGUACUGUCAUGCGGUAUAUCACCUUCACCUCAACGGUAACAACUUUGCCAAUGUUACGGAGUGGCGUGAUGACUGCUACUUGAACCCUGGUGGCUUCGCCCAGCAUGGCACCUGGUACGAGAGCCGAAACGGCUGGUGCCCCGGCAGUGUUGAGCCUGGCAUUUACAUCGACAUCACUGACCACUUGGAUGGCUUGGGCAGCAAUGACUUCACGUUGAAUCUCACGGUGUGGCAAAACUUGACCCAUCGUUAUGAACACUACACGGACAUUUCUGGUUUCAUCAACCAGGAUACUGCCAUGUUGGCUCUUACGGCCAACGUCCUGGUGUACAGUGCGCAGGCCGUGACGGCAGCAUUGGAUCUACCCCAGGCCUUCAGCAAGGCGGAGGAAGCCUUGCGCAAUGGCUGCAGUGACCCGGAGAGGUUGCAGCCACCUCAGGUGGUGCACUUCCUCGGGGAUGAUUUCACGUCCUCGGAGCAGGCUCGCCAGGAGAACAGGGAACAGACCAUCGACACCUAUCCACCUGGUGCAGUUCCAUUUGACUUUGAAACUCGAGCUCCAUGGUAUUUCUACAAUGAGUCCGCCGAAAUCCUUCCGGGGAAGACUGCUGGAGCGACUUAUUUGCCCGUGAUUCAGAACCGCUUGGUGCAGAUCAAUACACGUACCGUGUUUGGAGACGUGAACGCUUCCAAAUUCCAAGCCGACUGGCAGCAGCUGGCCUUGCGCUUUCGCUUGAUGCAUCCGAUGAACCUGGAGAUGGACCACUGGGACCGGGUGGGAAGCAUGGGAGUGAUGAUCCCCAAGACAGGGCUGCAGAAUGUGCAAAGUCACACUGAAGAUGGUUCAUCAGCAUCAUCUUCCAAGUAUUGGCGCUGGUCGACAGGAUCUAUAUGAAUGAAUUGUUUAAAAUGAAAUGAAAUGAAAUGAAGCAACAUUUUUUUUGGAACAUCUAGGAUGGUGGUUUCGACAGUUCACCAUAUGUCACGAUAAAG
Molecule: messenger RNA, 1344 nt
Organism: Cladocopium goreaui
Lineage: Eukaryota; Dinophyceae; Suessiales; Symbiodiniaceae
Source: the annotation of a GenBank genome assembly